Trachymyrmex cornetzi is the source of this 3827-nucleotide messenger RNA. Its product is annotated as ubiquitin-protein ligase E3B. Gene Ontology annotation, biological process: protein polyubiquitination; ubiquitin-dependent protein catabolic process. The transcript is spliced from 16 exons. NCBI's taxonomy places the organism in Eukaryota, Metazoa, Arthropoda, Insecta, Hymenoptera, Formicidae. The record is from RefSeq and is a predicted model, not a curated record. The coding region runs from base 581 to 3793 and encodes 1070 amino acids. Gene Ontology annotation, molecular function: ubiquitin protein ligase activity; protein binding.
UAUAAGCGAAUUAUGUAUGAAUACAAAAGGAGGUUCUAGAACCUACUUCGUAAAUUAUGGAGGGGAAAAAUUCAUCGAAAUGUUAAGGAAAAUUACUUCAUCUUUAAUUCAUCUUCAAUCUGAUAUGCUUCGGGAGCCCUGAAUCUUCUAGUCCGUCAUUGCCGGGUGAUUUUCGCUUCUAAGAGAAAGAGGGGGUUUGUAAAUACCCGUCAGCUGACCAGGGUAUCUCAAGAAAGGCGACAUUGGAGUGAUUGAAGUGAUUGGAGUACACUGGAAUUCUAUCCCAAGCCACGAUAGUGAAUUCAUCGUGGAGGCGGGUUCGGACGCGGUUUAAUCUGAUACGCCGCGUAUCCCGACGUAGCCAAGCGAUACAGCACGGACGAGAAGCGGAUACGUAGUGGGGGAUACUGAUAGAUGCCCGUCAGCUGACGAGGAUGCCUCGGAGAUGCCUCGCGGUUAGUAGCGAGCGACGACGACGACGACGACGCGGAGGAGGUGGAGGUGGAGGAGAAGCGUAGGCGUCCAGGGGUUGUUCGGGCCCCGCGGCCAGCGUGGGUGAUCGGUGAUCGAGAACUCAAGGAUGUUCUGCGCGGAGGGCUCGUCGUCGAAGGGCAGCUUCCUGCAGCAGAAGAAGGCAGCACGCGAGGAUCGGGCGCAUGAAAAGCGCAGAGAAGCCGCGGCUACUCUGAUUCAGGCUCACGUUCGAGCCUGGCUCGCUCGUGUUCGGUUCACCAAACGGAUACUAGAAGAGUUUGAUAAUAAUUUCCUUGAUGACCCCAACGUCGACAAUGCAACAGUGGAGUUAAAACCUGCUCUGGAGGUGUAUAGAACUAUUUCUAGAUUUUUGAUAAUUUAUAAGAAAGAAAGGGAUCAAGAAAGAAUAGAAAGAGUGUGUAGAUACCUUGUCCUGACUCUCGAUUCCGAGUCUCCAAAGAUAUCUUACGUUGGAGUGGCGUUCCAUAAGGAUCACUACAUAUCAUGGAUAUCGCAAAUGAAGACAAUUUUAUACCACUGUCUCUCUGGCUUGGACAGCCUGAAGCCGGAGAGGGUAUCGGACCACAAAUCCAUACUUCUGCGACUGCACACUCUGGUGAGUUUUACAUCGCCUGGAACGUGGGCAAUACAGAAGGUGAAGGGUAUGGACCAGCUAAAGACUGGCAUGAGUCAGCUGUGCGCAAAUAUAAUGGGCCACCUAGUUAACAAUGGAUUUUAUGCUACUAUGCAGGCUCUCUUAAUGAAGGGACUGGGUAGAGCGAAAAUCGCUUUGAAACCAGUUACACUUUCAGCAGCAGUUACUCUGACACUGAGACCACUGAUCUCUUCGCAAAUGUCUGACAAACUGGUAUCUCUAUUUCUAAUUAACAUCUUUAGCGUACCAGCUCUGGUCUAUCACCUGAAUAUCUUGUCACCAGAGUGCAUUUCAUCGUUUAUAACGAAUAAUCUGUUUGCGAGAAGUUUGGAGUUGCUAAAUUCCGAGCAGAAUUUAAGGAUUGUCUUUAAUGCUCUGGAGGGCAGUUACGCGCUUUGUUUGCUUGCUAAUUUGAUACAAUUGGCGAACAUCGAAAGGGAAGAAGUAUUGAGAGAGCUGUGCUUUCCUUCUUUUACGUUCGUUGUGACAAGAAUGCUGGAAGCAUGUCAACAAUACGUAGUCGCCAAACGGAGUAAUUUGACACAUUGGCAUCCAGUAUUAGGCUGGUUUGCACAGACAAUCGACACCUCCUUGCAGGACGCGACUCCUUCGGUAAAAUUGCAACUUGCCUGUCUUUGGACGGGCAGGAUCGUUACGCAUUUAGUUGAACAGCCACUAAUCGAAUUCGUCGAAAAGGAGGUACCGCCUCCGGUAGAGCAGCAAAGUACCUCUUCCAUAGGCGCCAAUAUUUUCCGGCGGGCAUUUCUUGAGGCUCGAACUAAUAGGAACAACAGCACUAAGAACUACAGAAAGCUAGGCAGUCCGGAAGCUACCAAGAUAGCUCUGAUCUGUUCUCUAUAUCAAACUACGUUGCAUACGCUCACACAGAUGAAGAUAGAGAUAUUAACGGGAUUAUGCUAUCAAGGCAAAAUUCUUUAUCACAUGUGGCUGUUUUUGACCACCCUGGGACCGCACUGUGGUCUAAAAGCGUUUCUAGAUCUCUUGGCGGCUAACACUAAAUGCACAGCACCUGAGUUCCAAAUGCUGAUACUGUUCGCCGAUUGUAUGACGCACUAUGUUACCAUCUUAGACGAUAUGGAAAUGUACGAACAUCAAGAUCCCUUCAAGCUCACGGACUUCAUUACUAUGUCAUAUUUUUUAAAUCAAUUUUUGUACAAAGCGGUUCUCACUAAUUUAUUUGAUGUGAAGUCGGUAUCCAACAAUCCUUUGUUUAUCUCACUUUACAUUCUUUUAAUGGCAAUAUAUCGACGUGAUUGCCGUAGAACGUUCUGCCCGGAAGGUCACUGGUUAGCCAAGGAAGUACGAGUGUCUGGCUUCUUGGCUGAUUUGGAAAAGGGACGACGCGGCGCAGCACUUUUACUCUCAAAAAUGCCUCACGUCAUUCCCCAUUCCGAGCGAGUCGUAUUAUUUCGCAAGCACAUAGCCGAUGAGAAAGCAGUGAUGGGUUUGACCGAGAGCGCUUGCAACAGUCCACCUACUACUCUCAUUGUUGUGCACAGAACGCGGAUAGUUGAGGAUGGAUACAGACAAUUGGCCAUGUUGCCAUCACAAGCUCUGAAAGGUGUGAUUAGGGUACGUUUUGUAAACGAACAAGGUUUAGCUGAAGCCGGUAUCGAUCAAGACGGAGUUUUUAAGGAAUUCUUGGAAGAGACAAUAAAACGAGUAUUCGAUCCAUCUUUGAAUUUAUUUAAAGCUACCAGCGAAAACCGGCUCUAUCCGUCUCCCACAUCUUUCAUGCAAGACAAUCACUUGCAACUAUUCGAAUUCGUCGGACGGAUGCUUGGUAAAGCGGUUUAUGAGGGUAUCGUCGUAGACGUGCCUUUUGCGUCAUUCUUUGUCUCGCAAUUUUCCGGGCAAACAGGCGGUGCGUUGUACAGCUGGUUGGACGAGCUUGCUUCACUAGAUCGCGAUCUCUACCGUAGCCUGACUUUAGUAAAGCAUUACAAAGGCGAUAUUCGUGAGCUGGAGUUGACGUUCUCUCUCGAUGAGGACGUGCUCGGCAAGCUGGUCACGCACGAGCUGAUCACUGGUGGGCGCACCACCGCCGUGACCAAUCAGAACAAGAUUCAAUAUAUCCACCACAUGGCGCACUAUAGAAUGUAUCAUCAGAUCAAGGAGCAAACGACCGCCUUCAUCAAGGGGUUCCGCUCGAUCAUUAAUCCCGAGUGGCUGUCGUUGUUCUCAACGCCCGAGUUACAGAGAUUGAUCUCGGGUGAUAACGUACCUUUGGAUCUGCGAGAUUUACGGAGGCAUACACAAUAUUAUGGAGGAUUUCACGACAGUCAUCGAGUAGUGUGCUGGUUGUGGGAUAUCUUAGAGAAGGAUUUUACGGAAGAAGAAAGAGGCUUGUUCUUAAAGUUUGUGACGAGUUGCUCGAAGUCACCUCUGCUGGGUUUCGCUCACCUGGAGCCACCUUUUUCCAUACGAUGCGUGGAAGUUUGCGAUGACGAGGACACUGGCGACACUAUUGGCAGCGUUAUUAGAGGUUUCUUUACGAUUCGCAAGAAGGAUCCACAAAAUCGACUGCCCACUUCGUCAACGUGCUUCAACUUGCUCAAGUUGCCGAAUUAUCAGAAAAAGAGCACGUUGCGAGAGAAACUGCGUUACGCUGUCACCAGCAAUACCGGUUUCGAACUCUCUUAAGUGUUGCCGAUUACGCAUUUUUACUUUCAAAAAA